Sinocyclocheilus rhinocerous is the source of this 6292-nucleotide messenger RNA. Its product is annotated as disco-interacting protein 2 homolog B-A-like. The record is from RefSeq and is a predicted model, not a curated record. NCBI's taxonomy places the organism in Eukaryota, Metazoa, Chordata, Actinopteri, Cypriniformes, Cyprinidae. The transcript has 38 exons. Bases 141 to 4928 code for a protein of 1595 amino acids.
AUUUCUCUCUCGGCAUGGCGGAGAUGAUGGAGCUUGGUCUGCUGUCUAAUACCAUUUGUUUUUCACUGUGAGGAGGACACUGGCAUUUUUGUUGUCGGUAAACCGUUCUGCGCAGUUCUCCCCCCCGGUUUUGGCCCAUAAUGGCGGAGCGCGGUGUGGAUAUGUCUGCUCUCCCCCAAGAGGUCCGGGAGCAGCUCGCUGAGCUGGACCUGGAGCUGUCGGAGGGUGACAUCACACAAAAAGGAUAUGAGAAGAAGAGGGCCAAGGUUUUAGCACCCUACUUGACACAAACACAAAAUUUAGCUCCGCCUCCUGCCUAUGAUGCACAGUCUCCUGGUCCAAGCUCCGCCUCUGCACCUGAACCUGGCCCUUCGAACUCGUCCUCCUCCUCUUCUCGCCACCGGCGCACGCGGCGUCCACACCGGAGCGGUGGGACGAGAGAUGAACGCUACAGAUCAGAUAUCCACACUGAGGCAGUUCAGGCAGCGUUGGCCAAGCAUAAAGAGGAAAAGAUGGCACUGCCCAUGCCAACCAAGCGUCGGUCUGCAUAUGUACAGUCACCAAUUGACAACUGCACCCCACCAGAUUCCUCCUCUUCCUCUGAUGAUGAGGCCGUGUCGAGUGAAAGUGCAGGGCCUCAGCAGUCUCCAGACACCUGGAUUAAUAGCUCUCUGCACGGCUCCUCCACCUCCUCCUCCGCCUCCUCCACUCUCUCCCAUGGGGAGUCUCGGCCCACCCAGGCUCCUCAGCCUCAGUCUCAGCAGGUCCCACCUCCACCCGCACCUGCCCACCCGCCCCACUCCCACUCCCAGCCCUCCGCCCUGGCAGAGGCCUUCGCUCAGGCACGCAUCGAUCCGGUAGGAGGAGUCGGGCCCCCUGAUGUGCCAUCCCAAUCUCAGGCCAGAGGCUCUCGUGUGGAUCUGCCUGCCAACGCCGUGGUGCGAGGCAUGAGUCGAGGCCAGAGCCGGUCCAGCAUGAUGGAGACAGCAGACGGUGUUCCAGUGUCCAGUCGUGUAUCCACAAAGAUUCAGCAGCUGCUAAACACGCUAAAACGACCCAAACGCCCACCACUCAGUGAGUUCUUCAUGGAUGACCAAGAGGAGAUUGUAGAAGUUCCUCAGGUAGAUCCUAACGCCCCGAAGCCAGAAGGCCGGCAGAUAAUCCCGGUGAAGGGGGAGCCGUUGGGAGUGGUCAGUAACUGGCCUCCUGCUCUUCAGGCAGCAUUAGCUCGAUGGGGUGCCACACAAGGCAAGAGCCCCGCCCUCACAGCUCUGGAUAUCACAGGAAAACCACUUUAUACGCUUACGUAUGGGAAACUGUGGAGUCGUAGUGUAAAGCUGGCCUACACUCUCCUCAACAAGCUGGGAACCAGAAAUGAGCAGAUCCUCAAACCAGGAGACCGGGUAGCGUUGGUGUAUCCAAACAGUGACCCUGGUAUGUUCUGGGUUGCGUUUUAUGGCUGUUUGUUGGCUGAAGUCAUUCCUGUGCCCAUCGAAGUUCCACUAUCCCGAAAGGAUGCUGGGAGCAGCCAGGUUGGUUUUUUGUUAGGUAGCUGUGGGGUGGGUCUGGCUUUGACCAGUGAGAUCUGUUUGAAGGGUUUACCCAAGACCCCCACUGGAGAAAUAUUGCAGUUUAAAGGCUGGCCCAGGUUAAAGUGGGUAGUGACGGACUCCAAAUACCUCACAAAGCCUUCAAAAGACUGGCAGCCUCACAUACCAACAGCCAACACAGACACGGCAUACAUAGAGUAUAAGGCCAGUAAGGAGGGCACAGUGAUGGGUGUUGCGGUUUCAAAAGUUGCCACGUUAACACAUUGCCAGGCUCUCACUCAGGCCUGUAACUACUGUGAGGGUGAAACGCUGGUGAAUGUUUUGGACUUUAAGAAGGACAUGGGUUUGUGGCAUGGAGUUCUCACGAGUGUGAUGAACCGAAUCCACACCAUCAGUGUUCCAUAUGCAGUAAUGAAAGCUUGUCCACUUUCCUGGGUUCAGCGAGUUCACAUACACAAAGCACGGGUUGCCCUGGUGAAGUGUCGUGACCUGCAUUGGGCAAUGAUGGCUCACAGAGAUCAGAGAGACACCAGUCUGGCCUCGUUGCGCAUGCUAAUUGUUGCUGACGGAGCCAAUCCUUGGUCGGUUUCAUCAUGUGAUGCCUUUUUAAACGUAUUCCAGGCUCAUGGUUUGAAGCCAGAGGUCAUUUGCCCGUGUGCUACGUCACCUGAGGCCAUGACGGUUGCCAUACGGAGGCCUGGGGUCCCUGGUGCUCCUCUUCCAGCGAGAGCCAUCCUGUCCAUGACUGGGCUGAGCCAUGGGGUCAUUAGGGUCAACACUGAAGACAAAAACUCUGCUCUCACCGUCCAGGAUGUGGGACACGUCAUGCCUGGAGCAUUGAUGUGCAUUGUGAAGCCGGAUGGGCCGCCCAUGCUGUGUAAAACGGAUGAGAUUGGAGAGAUCGUCGUGAACUCUCGAGCUGGUGGGAACAUGUACUACGGCCUGCAUGGAGUCACUAAAAACACCUUUGAGGUGAUCCCAGUCAAUGCUAGUGGCACUCCUAUUGGUGAAAUCCCAUUUGUGCGGUCAGGAUUACUGGGGUUUGUUGGACCGGGUAGUUUGAUAUUUGUGGUGGGUAAGAAUGAGGGCUUGCUAAUGGUUAGUGGCCGUCGUCACAAUGCUGAUGAUCUAGUAGCGACGGCACUAGCGGUGGAACCAGUCAAAACUGUGUACAGAGGAAGGAUUGCGGUGUUCUCAGUGACUGUGUUCUAUGAUGAGAGGAUAGUGAUCGUAGCAGAGCAGAGGCCUGAUGCCAGUGAAGAAGACAGCUUCCAGUGGAUGAGUCGGGUUCUACAGGCAAUUGACAGUAUUCAUCAGGUGGGAUUGUAUUGUCUUGCACUGGUUCCUGCCAACACCCUGCCCAAAACUCCCCUAGGAGGCAUUCACAUCUCAGACACCAAGCAACUCUUCCUGGAGGGAGCUCUGCACCCCUGCAACAUCCUCAUGUGCCCCCACACCUGCGUCACCAACAUGCCCAAACCACGUCAAAAACAACCAGUCGGUGUUGGCCCUGCCUCCAUCAUGGUGGGUAAUUUGGUUGCUGGGAAAAGAAUUGCACAGGCUGCAGGCAGAGAUCUGGGACUCAUAGAGGACCAAGACCUGGUCAGGAAGCAUCAAUUCCUUACAGAGGCUUUACAGUGGAGAGCUCAAACCGAUCCUGACCAUACGCUUUAUGUACUUUUGAAUGCAAAGGGAGUGGCAGUAUGUACGGCUACAUGUGUUCAGCUUCAUAAAAGAGCAGAGAAGAUUGCAGCUGCUCUCAUGGAGAGAAGUGGUAUUAACAUCGGAGAGAAUGUGGUGCUUUUGUAUCCACCAGGUAUAGAUUUGAUCGCAGCAUUUUAUGGCUGUUUGUAUGCUGGUUGUAUUCCUGUCACCGUGAGGCCUCCACACCCACAGAACCUCUCUGCCACUCUGCCCACUGUCCGCAUGAUCAUUGAUGUCAGCAAGGCUGCUUGCAUUCUCACUACUCAGGUUUUAACGAAGAUUCUUAGAUCUAAAGAAGCAGCAACUACAGUAAACAUAAAAACAUGGCCCAUCAUAAUAGACACAGAUGACUUGCCUCGCAAACGACCUCCCACAAUCUACAAACCGCCCAAUGCUGAGAUGAUCGCCUAUCUGGAUUUCAGUGUCUCAACCACAGGCAUGCUGACAGGAGUGAAGAUCUCUCAUGCGGCGGUGAGCGCUCUCUGUCGCUCUAUAAAGCUGCAGUGUGAGCUGUACUCCUCUCGCCAGAUCACCAUCUGCCUCGACCCCUACUGUGGACUUGGAUUUGUGCUCUGGUGCCUUGCGAGUGUAUAUUCAGGUCAUCAGUCCAUCUUGAUCCCUCCUAUGGAGCUGGAGAGCUCGCUGACCCUGUGGCUAGGCACGCUCAGUCAGUACCGCAUCAGAGACACCUUCUGCUCCUAUUCAGUCAUGGAGCUCUGCACCAAGGGCCUAGGUGGACAGACAGACAUGCUGAAGGCACGUGGUGUGAACCUGUCAUGUGUGAGGAGCUGUGUGGUGGUUGCUGAGGAGCGUCCACGCUUGGUUCUCACACAUUCCUUCUCCAAGCUGUUCAAAGAUCUUGGACUCUCCAUGCGGGCUGUCAGCACUGCUUUUGGGUCGAGAGUUAACCUGGCCAUCUGCCUACAGGGUACCACAGGGCCAGACCCCUCAACUGUUUAUGUGGACAUGAAGUCCCUCCGGCAUGACCGGGUGAGGUUAGUAGAGCGAGGAGCGCCACAGUCACUUCCUCUUGUGGAGUCUGGAACAAUUCUUCCUGGUGUGAGGGUGAUCAUAGUCAAUCCAGAAACUAGAGGACCGCUAGGGGACUCUCACCUGGGAGAGAUUUGGGUAAACAGUCCCCACAAUGCAACAGGAUACUACACUAUAUACGGAGAGGAAAAUCUGCAGGCUGACCACUUCAACACUAAGCUGAGUUUUGGAGAUCCUCAAACACUCUGGGCCAGAACUGGAUACCUGGGCUUUGUCAAGAGAACUGAACUCACAGACUCCAGUGGAGAUCGUCAUGACGCCCUGUUUGUGGUGGGCUCUCUGGAUGAGACUUUAGAAUUGAGAGGUUUGCGAUAUCAUCCAAUUGACAUCGAGACCAGCGUAUCACGUGCCCAUCGCAGCAUUGGUGAAAGUGCCGUGUUCACCUGGACAAAUCUGCUGGUGGUGGUGGCUGAACUCUGCGGAUCCGAGCAGGACGCUUUAGACCUGGUUCCUCUGGUAACCAAUGUUGUUUUAGAGGAGCACCAUCUGAUUGUGGGUGUAGUGGUUAUCGUUGACCCAGGGGUCAUUCCCAUAAACUCCAGAGGAGAAAAGCAGCGAAUGCACUUGAGAGACUCCUUCCUGGCAGAUCAGCUGGACCCCAUAUACGUAGCGUACAACAUGUGAGUUGAGUCAUGGGCGAUACAAAGGCUUACCAGAAAGGUGCUAUGGAGCCUGGCCUCACAACUGGGAUUGGGUCCUUAUACAGACAGACUUGGCCCUGUUUUUUCAGGGAUAAGGUGUUAUUGAACAAAAAUUACAAAUGUGUGAGAUGACUGUUUUGGAGAAGGGAUAUUAUAAUAGAAUUUCCCUUUUGCUCACUUCCUUCUCCCCCCCACCCCCCCUAGGAAAAUGCCACUUACUGUCUGUCCAGUUCUUGGUCAUGAUUUAAAUUUACUUGAAUUACAUAGCUGUUUUUUUCUACUCAAAUGCACUCCUAUUCUAGUACUGUAGUAAUUCUAGUAAUUUUCUUUUAAUUAAAAUGAGCUUAAAGCCUCAGUUUGUAAGUUUUCACCUGGGUUGUUCGAUUCCAGAAUUGUUGAUUCUGAUUCCAAGUAUUUGGAAUCAAUGGAAUCGAUUCCAGGAGUCAAUUCUCAGAAUAAGUAUAAAAGAGAGACAAAGUGAAUUCUCAAAAAGUGCAAUAUAAACUGUAAUUUAUACGAUUAUGAUCACUAGAAUGAAUGAUAGGAGGUCUUGAUGGAUGAGCUACAAAAGACAUGAGUCGAGGAAUUAUGUAGAUUUAGCAAUAUAAAUUCUGUAUCUUAAAUUAGUGUUGUUACAACUCUUUUGGGAUGUGUAUUAGUGUGCUAAUCAAGUUAAUGAACAGACUAGGACAUCAUGCCUCUGAAUCCCAACAGCAAAGAAUGGAAGAUUAGUUUCUUUUAGGAUAUAGCAUUAAAUGAUUCUGAAUAUAUACACAGAAUUGAUCUGCAACCCAGCUUAUUAAUGGUGCUGUGUGUUACAGGGCUUUAAAAUGAAACAUUUUAGGACAGCAUUGGGGUAAUAGGGGUAUUGAUACUCCCCUGGUCAUUUGUCAUUCAUCAAAGCAGCUUACAGUAUACUUAUGACGCAGGGACAGUCCCUCCAGAGCAACCUGGGGUUAAGUGCCUUUCUCAAGGGCAGUAUUGAUUAUAGGACAUUUCUGUAACGCUCUGGUUCAUAGAAUGCCCUUACCCAGGUUAAAACCCACAGUUUCAUCAACCAUCUUUUUGGUUAACACACAAAUGUGCUACAGAGACUGCAGCCUUCAGCUCAUUUUGCUCUGUUUGCUGUCUGUUCUGGAACCAUUUAGCAGUUUAAAUCUUACCACUGGGGCUUUAACGAAAUUUCAGAUAUGGAGCUAUUCUGGUUACAAACGUACAUAUUUUAAUUUGUUUUAGUUCUACAGUACACAAUCUAUAGCUGUACUAGAAAAAUUGCAAUGUAAUACCCAAAAGUAUAUAACUUUCUUUUUUUUUUAAAUUCUUUUAGUUUUGCAAAAAAUUGCAAUG